Molecule: messenger RNA, 348 nt
Organism: Entrophospora sp. SA101
Lineage: Eukaryota; Fungi; Glomeromycota; Glomeromycetes; Entrophosporales; Entrophosporaceae
Source: the annotation of a GenBank genome assembly
GCUAAAGAAGAAGCUGAAAGAAACUUGCCAGAAAUAGCUACCAAGAUUGACAUAUUCGAAACACCUUUAUUCUUGAACGAUGAUAAAGGCAUCAUAGUAAAUUAUCCGCUUCUCAAGAAUGCACAAAAAAAGGAGAAAGAAGACCAUAUCAAUAACACAUUAGAUUUACUUAGUGGCAAAAGAAAGACACAAGAGGUCACAAAAACUGCUAUAGAGAUGCUCCAAAGGAUGUUUGGAAAUGCUCCUGAACAACCAAGACCAAACGGCUCAAAUGUUGGCUGUUUGGCUCCUAAUUUCAAUCCAAUUAUUUCUGUACGAGCUUGCGAAAGUUCCACUUUAUUAUUUUGA